AUGGAAACGACAAAAAACGACCCGAGGAGCAAAGCAGACAAGGAGAAAGGCUCCCUAUUCUUAAGAAAGGAAAUCUUUGACCACGCAAUUAUAUACACAACGAACAAGAUAGAGGAAAGCGCUCUGCUAAUUUAUUUGAAGAAUUUUUAUGAGCAUUUUAAGAGGUCAAAGGAGAGGAGGGAAGAUGGUGGGAAUGUCCACGACGAUGAGCAAAUUUACGUCACUUUGGAUAGCUGGCUGAGCUACAAUGAAGGUAUAAAAGGGCAAGACAAUAUAUGGUCUGCCAACUUCAGCCAUAAUGUGUGCAAAUCUCUGUGGAUCCUCCUAAGCAUCACUUUACAGAGUGUAAAGAAGAAGAACAACGUGAAUGGGCAGAAGACUAUAUUUAACGCGCCGCUGGAGGAUCUGCACAGGCAGGGUGAGCAGCGAGGGGGCCCAGGCGGGGCGAUUUCCCCCAAUUCGAGUGACACAAGUGGUAGGCAGUUUGGCAAAAUGGAUGGCAGCAUUGUAGGUGAUAUAGCUCCCCCUGUGAGAGGCUGUGCAGCACCGCAUAGAGACUGCGGUGGGGAGGAGGGCGGUACAAAGGAGGACACCCCCCACGACGCGUGGAAUGCAAAUUGGCUAGACGAACAGGUGCGCAUAGAGCUGGUCAUCUUUUUCAUAAUUUUGCAAUUUUUGAAGAUUGACAGUGUGAAGAGGAAGUACGACAAGAAUUUGAGCGAAGAUAGUUGGCCCCACUUUGGAAGCUCUCCAAGGUCCCUCUCCAGUCCCUCCCUCGGCGUAGGAGGCAGCCAUGUAGGGGGCAACCAUUUAGCAAGCAACUGCGUAGCAAGCAACAGCGCAAAUGCUGGUAGCAGCCAAAGCAACUGCGCGUCCAAGUCCAGCCUGGCCGAUUUUUUCCACUUCUCUGGGAACAAUUACAACCAUUUUUUGAAAAGGUACCUGAUUGCUUUUCUCUGCUCAACGGAUAUCGUCAACAGUAGCACCCUGACGGAUACUCCCCUCUACUUCAAGAGUGAGCACCUCUUCCUGCUCGACUUUAUAAUCGACACGAAUGACCACAUGAAUGUAUACGAGAGGUACCUGCAGAAGAACGAGCCGAAAAUUCUAUACAAAACGAAGGAGAUCCUAACGUGGUUGCUGACCAAUUUGUGUAUGACCGAUUUGGGGAGUGACGAAAUGGGGAAGGGGUCAUCACAAAGUGGGUUUAGCCUCCCUUCCGCUUCCCCCCCCGGUGAAAGUACCCCCAUAAAUGCACCCCACCAUGGCAUAGAAAGUCUCAACAACGAUAUCUACGAAAUAAAAAACGUCCAGGGGAAAACCAUAUACAUAACGAGAGACAAAAAUGUAGUAAACAUAAGUAACUGCAAAGAGUGUAACAUUUUUAUUUUUUCAAACGUAGAAUAUUUAAAAAUUCACGUGUGUGUCAAUUGCUAUAUCAUCUCGUUGGCCAUCGAAAUGAUUUCCUCUUUUUUUAACUCCAAAAAUUUGGAUGUCCACUUGGUCACGAGGAGCCUCAAAAUUGAAAAUGUCAUUGACACCAAUGUGUAUGUCUACACCGAGACGAAUAUUAUCAUUUUUGGGGACACGAGGAAUAUACAGCUUGCUCCCUACAACAUUUUAAAUGCGAAUCAGAGGAGGUGCCUUCAAAAGAGCAAGAUCUCCUUUGGCAGCAAAAAUUGCGACCUUUUCGCCUUUCCCCUCAAGUGUAAAACCAGCUUGGCUCACUCGGUGGGGGGGUCACACAUGGGGAACUUGUCCGGCGGGGCAAACUUCCCCCUUUCGCUCAAGUCCCCCGGCGGCGCCCUCUCCCGGGGCAGCGACAAGAGUGGGAAGGUCGCCCCGACUAGCGGUUUAACUGCUAACGGGGCAGCUACUAACGGGGUAACUUCCAACAGUGGGGGUGCCGCGAACGAGGGCGAAGGCGCGUGCGGCAAGCCCUUCGACGCGUCCAACCUUUCCAGCUCAUUCUCCGAUUACGUUUACUAUUUGCUGAGUCCCUCCAAGUUCUUUCUGACCGAGUUUCCCAGCCCGGGAUGCUCGUCGGAAGGUGCAGACGGGGCCUCCAUUAGGGGACACCACGAAGAGGAAUGCGCCACUCAUUUGGAUGACUCCCACUACGACUCCGAUGGGAAGGAAACCCCCCCCGGAGAAGGAGCAUACAACGCAGGGGAGAGUCAGUCAUAUGAAUGCCUCUACCUCCCGGAGGUUUAUAAAAAUGCCAUAGAGAAUCAAGACGAGCACCUUCUACAGUUUUUAACCUUCAUGGACAGCAUCCACCUGUCAGCUGCGCAGAUGCAAAAGGUGAAAAAAAUACUAACGUAUAAGCUGUAUGCCUAUUUGAAGACGUCCAAGAAGGCCUUCCGCGUGCUCACCGAUUUGGUCGCCCAGGAGCAGGAGGCGCCGGGCGGUCACUAA
This is a messenger RNA of Plasmodium vivax (malaria parasite P. vivax), 2418 nucleotides long. RefSeq lists its product as hypothetical. The record is from RefSeq and is a predicted model, not a curated record. Lineage: Eukaryota; Apicomplexa; Aconoidasida; Haemosporida; Plasmodiidae. Bases 1 to 2418 code for a protein of 805 amino acids. The transcript has a single exon.